Molecule: messenger RNA, 492 nt
Organism: Puma concolor (puma)
Lineage: Eukaryota; Metazoa; Chordata; Mammalia; Carnivora; Felidae
Source: RefSeq, a predicted model, not a curated record
AUGGAGUCCGUGGCCCUGUACAGCUUCCAGGCCACGGAGAGUGAUGAGCUGGCCUUCAACAAGGGGGACACGCUCAAGAUCCUGAACAUGGAAGAUGAUCAGAACUGGUACAAGGCUGAGCUGCGAGGUGCUGAGGGCUUUAUUCCCAAGAACUACAUCCGCGUCAAGCCCCACCCGUGGUACUCGGGCAGGAUUUCCCGGCAACUGGCCGAAGAGAUUCUGAUGAAGCGGAACCACCUGGGAGCCUUCCUGAUCCGGGAGAGCGAGAGCUCCCCAGGGGAGUUCUCUGUCUCCGUGAACUACGGCGACCAGGUACAGCACUUCAAGGUGCUGCGCGAGGCCUCGGGCAAGUACUACCUGUGGGAAGAGAAGUUCAACUCCCUGAAUGAGCUGGUCGACUUCUACCGCACCACCACCAUCGCCAAGCAGCGGCAGGUUUUCCUGCGGGAUGAGGAGCCCCUGCUCAAGCCCCGCAUCCAGCCCAGGCUCUAG